This is a messenger RNA of Aspergillus niger, 1455 nucleotides long. RefSeq lists its product as uncharacterized. The coding region runs from base 1 to 1455 and encodes 484 amino acids. Lineage: Eukaryota; Fungi; Ascomycota; Eurotiomycetes; Eurotiales; Aspergillaceae. The record is from RefSeq and is a predicted model, not a curated record. The transcript is spliced from 6 exons.
AUGGCGCCUAAAGAGGACAGCACCGCAAUAACCUUCACCGAGGUGGACGAGGUUAACCAUCCUACCGCAACCUACAUUUACUCCGAGCCCGCAGCGGGCCCUGCACAUCGUGAGCAUGGCAAGAAACAUGGAGAGAAUUGGGGACGCGUGGAUGUGGCACAUGCUUCCUCCACUGCUCCGGCAGCUUGGUCUUCAAAGAGCGUUCAAGACUUUCUAGUUGAGGUCUUCCUUCCUGCUGGAUAUCCCCACAGUGUCACAGAUGACUAUGCGCCCCCCUAUCAAACUAGACGGCUAAUUCACGAAGGACUCUCUCCAAGCCUUCAGCAGCUCGAUUGCUGGCCUCCUAUCCUCGAGAGCAGUGCUGCAAGGUUGCCCUUAGGCGUUGGAGUUGGCAACGCCGAUGCCUCCCCCACCGCAGCCCUACUGCUGCACAUCCUCCAAGAUACCUCUGGCCGUAUCGCGACGAUCCUCUUCGCGCACCGGGUGGGUACUGCUCUCGAGCCAGAAUGCAAGAUGUACCGGCUUGCAGCGGACAUCUUUAACGAUCUAGCAAUGAUCCUUGACUGUCUCUCACCAAUGAUUCCUGCAGGUGCUCCUCGAGUCACCGUACUCAGCACAGCAGGUGUCCUUCGCGCUUUAUGCGGAGUAGCAGGGGGGAGUUCCAAGGCGAGUCUAAGUGCACAUUUCUCUCGCUGGGGGAACCUCGCUGAGGCCGCGAUCACUGACUUCUUAUCAACAGAAAGAUUCGUCUCAAGAGACAAUCAUAUCACUCAUCGGAAUGCUGGCCCUGCACCUCAGUCUCAAUUAUGCGGCCGUCCGCUCCGUCCAAAUGACCAGUCUCAACAGGCAGCGAGCAAACAUCGUCUUCUCAACCCUCCUAAACACCGACCCAGACCUCACACGACUCCUCCACCCAGAGCCAUCCAAACAGCAACAAACCCCUGCACAACACUCCCACCAACCGCCCUCCUGGAAGACCCUAACCCCAGCCCAAGUCUCCAAGAAAGAGAAAAUCUUCGAAACAGACGGCAUCCUCCGCUGGUCCCCAACAAUGAAACCCCCUCAAACCCUUGGUUACUGCCGUAUAGGCAUCUCCCUGCACCAAUUCCUCUCUUCCACCGCACCAUCCAGCAGCACACGAUCAACAACCUCCUCUCGAUCCCUCCGAACCCCAGUCCCAAUACCCCAACUCACCACCCUCUUCAACAAAGAAGACUACAUCCUCUACCUCACCAACAGCAGCAGAAGCAGCAGAAAGAACCCAACAUGGCACGCAAACAUCCUGCUCAAGAAUACUACUACCAGUCAAUCCCAGCUCAAGGCAUGGGCGCAUGCCUUGCUGGCUGCAAGGGUCUUGUCGACGUCAUCAGCAGCGACAGCAGACUCCACCAGUACCUCAGACCAGGUAGAAACUACGAUGAAUGUACUGGAGCGGACGUUAGAGUUCCUGAAUGA